AUGGAGCUGGAACAAAAUCCUCCGCAGACCCUGGUCGAGAUCUUGAAUAAUCAUACACACAUCGAACUUUUCCAAGACUGGUUCAAGGCCCACGGAGCCGCUUUUUCGACGGAGAUGGUCACCACAAGCCUCCGAUACGACAGCCAGCGUUCCGAGCUCGUUUUCGGCCGUGGGCACAAAGACACCCAAGUGGCUGUCAAUAGCUACUUGUCCAAAGUCCCCAUCGGAAUCGACCCGGAAUCCUGCUCAUGGGCCAUUGUUCUGGACAAAAUGUACAGAGCUAAGAAGGAGUGGGAGGGCAAGGGCAGGUUUCGCUUGCGCGGCGGAGGCCGCAUCGAACGCGUCAUCCUCCCCGUGCUCGAGGCCAUUCCUACGGAUAACGGACUGGGCCUGUUGAAAAGUGCCUUGACGGUAAUCUUUCACGCCGUUAAGAGAAGAUCAGACGCAUGUGAACGGAUAUUGAAUUGCUUCUCCGAGAUCCCGGAGAUGAUCGCAAAGGGUCACACCCUAGCUAGAAUCCACUCUGGCAAGCCCGAAGUCGAAAACAGGGUGAAGGGACUUUAUCAUGCACUCUUUGAUUCAAUACCUUCACUCAUUGGUAUUCUCCUACGACAAAACACGGACCAACGGAAAAGCUGGAAGCGAGCCACAGACAAGGUUGCCGGGGUGGUUAAGGAUCUGGUUGGCGACCCCGUCAAAGAGGUGGAAGACUUGAUCGCCCCCAUAACAGCCGCUGUCUCCAGCCUCGAAGAUUGCGCCACCAUGCUUAACAAUGAGAGGGUGGAGAUGAUAUACAAGCGAGUGGCUGGCUUGGAAGUCAACAUCCAGCUGAUCCUUGACAUUAUCAGGCCCAAGAAUGCCGAAAUUAGUCGUCUGUACAACAAGGUCGACGAGUUAAUAUCCGCACAACAGGACCGCCGCGAGUUUCUCACAUUGGCUAAUGCACUAUUCCGGCUUUUUGCUGAAACAAAGAGAAAGAGAGAUCUCGAGGCUCGGCCUCUGGCCCCUGAGAACGGCGCAAAUCGAACAGCCCAGUUACUCGACCAUCGCCGGCGCGAGUUUCCAAGCGCCCGAAGGCAGUCGAGGAAGCCCCAGCGGGCGAUUGAGCGUCUCUACAACGUCGACAUGAACAGCCUACUAGAGGUGAUCGGUACGGAUGACGAGCACCUGGUCUCCCACAGGGACAGGGACCGUCUGGUGCGCAUGCAGUCCGAGUUUUCAACCAAGGCCUUGAGGAACGCGUACCACAUCAUGGAGAGUGACGAGAUGAAAACUUGGAUGUCAUCGCCAGAAGCAGAGCUCAUGAUGGUGGACGGCGACUGCCUGAGCCAAAUGAAGGGCAGGGCCUCACCGAUGACGAUGCUCUGCGCCUCGGUAGCGGCAGGGCUCACCACCAACACCGCCUCCCCAGACCCCGGCAUGGAGCCGGCCGGCGCCGCCGUGCUGUUCUUUGCGUGCGGCGACCACUCGUCGCCGCCCAGUCUGCUCCCUGGCCCCGUGGGGAUGGUGCGCAGCCUUAUCAGCCAGCUGCUCAUCGCUCGCGACCUGCCCUGGAAUCCGAGGCAGGACUCCAAAGGUCGCGUGAGCUAUGGGAGACAUCCCGAUCUCUCGUUCCUGGAGGCGUCCAGCACACUAUGGCCUGAAAUCCUUCAACACGGCAAUACCGGGACUGGCUCCCACUGCAUUUCCGGUGUCCUCAAGCAGUUCCCGACACUGUCUCUUAUUCAGGACAAGAAGCAGCGCCGCAGCGACCUCUCCACCAUCAACUCAAACUCAAACUCAGACUCCGACUCCGAUUCAGACUCAGACUCAGACUCAGACUACGAUUACACAACAGGCAACUACAAACCCACCCCCCAGUGCCAGCCCCAGCCCCAGCCCAAACUUCCAAACCCCAUCGCCGAGCAAACCUACCUCAACACCCUCCUCGACCUCUUCAUCAAACUCAUCCAACAGCUCGACCACCACACCACCGUCUUCUGCAUCAUCGACGGAGCCUCCUACUACGAGCCCGCCCACUGCGGGUGGCAGACCCAAAUCACCGGGGUCAUCCGCAGGCUGGCAGACGAGCUCUUGUGCAGCGGCCGCGACGGCAAAAGUGGACAAGCCCGCAAGGUUCCCACGUUCAAGCUCCUCAUGACGAGUCCCAGCCGGUCUUCAGCGCUGUUCAGUCUUGUGAAGAGCAACUACCUCGACUGUAGGGCGCUGUGCGUGAGCAUGGCUACCAGGCGAAGCCCGUACAAGACUCGUGGGGAAUAUCUCGGGAUACAGACCCUGAAUGUUCCCGCAGCUGCUGCUGGGCCCCGUCCGCGCUCGACUUCUGGUCGGCGGGAUGGGUAUUAUGGGGAUUGUGGUGGUGGUGGAGGGGACUUGCGCGAUGAGGAGAGGCAUUAUAGUGAUUCUGGGGGUGGUUAUUAUGGUGAUAGGCGGAGGCGGGGUGAGGGAUACCCCCCCAUGCGGCGGAUGUAUCGGUUGUGA
Messenger RNA from Chaetomium globosum CBS 148.51, 2478 nucleotides. RefSeq lists its product as uncharacterized. The transcript is spliced from 4 exons. The record is from RefSeq and is a predicted model, not a curated record. The coding region runs from base 1 to 2478 and encodes 825 amino acids. Lineage: Eukaryota; Fungi; Ascomycota; Sordariomycetes; Sordariales; Chaetomiaceae.